UGGAAAACCAUAAACGGAAAAAAUAUGGACCACCCCUAAAAACAGAUCAUUUUAAUAGAGGAAUUACUUCAUUUUAAGCGCAUUCAAGUUACUAUUUCAGACUAGGCAGGGUAUUUAGCUCUAGAGUCUAAACCGGCAACUGCUCUUGCUAUGAGUUUUUCAGGUUCUGGUGUCCAAACAAAGAAGGCAUUCCUGUUUGGAAGCAUUGAAAUGCUAAUCAAGUUGGUUCCUGGGAACUCUGCCGGAACUGUCACAGCCUAUUAUAUGUCCUCCACCGGGAACAGUCAUGACGAGAUAGACUUCGAGUUCUUGGGUAACUUAUCAGGACAACCUUACAUUAUCCAUACAAACCUCUAUAUACAACGAAACGGAAACAGAGAGCAGCAAUUCUAUCCAUGGUUUGACCCUACUGCUGAUUUCCACAACUACACCAUACAUUGGAACCCAACAGAAAUCGUGUGGUAUGUUGAUAGCAUGCCUAUUCGAGUAUUCAGAAACUACCAAAGCGAGGGGGCUCCUUACCCCAACCAACAAGGGAUGAGGGUUUACGCCAGCAUAUGGGAUGCUGAGAACUGGGCAACAAGAGGUGGCCUUGUUCGGACUGACUGGAACAGUGCACCCUUAAUAGCCAGAUUCACCAAUUUUAGGGCAAGGGCUUGUAAGUGGGAUGGGCCAAUCAGCAUUACUCAAUGUGCCGCCCCAACAGCUGCGAACUGGCGGACCUCCCCAGUGUACAGCCAGUUGAGUUAUGCCAAGCAGGGUCAGAUGAAGUGGGUCAGGGAUAACUACAUGAUUUACGACUACUGCCAAGACACCGAGCGAUUUAACGGACAGAUGCCAUCAGAAUGCUCCAAAGCACAAUACUAAUGUGAUGCAUCAAUGGUCAAAAAGGCGAGAAACUCCAUCAUGGCCAUGAGGGAUUAACAGUUCUGCAGCCCUACAAUUAUACC
Molecule: messenger RNA, 950 nt
Organism: Rhododendron vialii
Lineage: Eukaryota; Viridiplantae; Streptophyta; Magnoliopsida; Ericales; Ericaceae
Product: probable xyloglucan endotransglucosylase/hydrolase protein 26
Exons: 3
Coding region: 151-867 (238 amino acids)
Biological process (GO): cell wall biogenesis; xyloglucan metabolic process
Cellular component (GO): apoplast; cell wall
Molecular function (GO): xyloglucan:xyloglucosyl transferase activity; hydrolase activity, hydrolyzing O-glycosyl compounds
Source: RefSeq, a predicted model, not a curated record